AUGUCUGAUAAAUUUCGUAAACAGGUCGCUCUGAGGCAGAGUUGUGUAAAGGAGAUGGAAAUAAUUAACAAUUUAGCUAUAUCAGUUAAAAAGGAUCACAAGCUACAAACGAAAUUCAAAGUUCGUUAUACUUCUCUUGAUUUUCUGAAUGAAGAAUUUCAAAAAUAUCAUAGUGGCAUCCUAUCUUUGUUAUCAGCUGAUAAAGACUCAGAUUUGAACGCAGAAGAUGAUCUCAAGCGUAAGUUUCUUGAAAUGUUUUAUGAUGUCAAAUCGAUUUAUGCCGAAUUAUUUGAAAACGAUGCAAUGUCUCCUUUGAAUGCGACUGUUGCCGCAGAUAAAACCAUUUCUGAAAUUGCGCACGUGAGAUUACCUCAAAUUGAUUUGAAACGGUUUUCAGGCGAUAUUAGAGAAUUUCCUGCAUACAAAGAUAUGUUCGAUGCCUUAGUUCAUUCAAAUUCAAAUCUCAAACCAGUUGAGAAAUUUAAUUAUUUGAUCUCUUCGCUAAAUGGUACGCCAUUAGAUCUCAUCAAACACCUCAGAGCAACUAAUGAAAACUACCAGUCAGCUUAUGAUACCUUGAUAAAACGUUUCACAAAUCCUCGAGCCCAAGCUCGAGCUUAUUGGCUCCCUAUUGAAAACUUCGCUCCUUUAAAAACUGAAAAUCCUUUUUUACUCCGCAAACUAUUGGACACUUUCUCUAUAAAUUUAUAA
Messenger RNA from Harmonia axyridis, 711 nucleotides. RefSeq lists its product as uncharacterized. NCBI's taxonomy places the organism in Eukaryota, Metazoa, Arthropoda, Insecta, Coleoptera, Coccinellidae. The record is from RefSeq and is a predicted model, not a curated record. The coding region runs from base 1 to 711 and encodes 236 amino acids. The transcript has a single exon.